GAUAGCUCCGGUCCGUGUUUUGUGCGCUUCCUCUCCGCUACCGUGAGCUCCAGCCCCUUUCUCCCCGUCAGCCUCUCACUUCGGCUCAAUAUGUCUCAAGAUGGCGGCCAAUGCGGGAUCGAUGUUUCAGUAUUGGAAGCGCUUUGAUUUACAACAACUGCAGAGGGAACUUGACACCACCGCCACACAAUUGGCCAACCGACAAGAUGAGAGCGAACAGUCCAGAAAAAUACUCAUCGACCAGAGCCGCGAGUUCAAGAAGAACACACCAGAGGACUUACGCAAGCAGGUAGCACCACUGCUGAAGAGCUUUCAGGCUGAGGUCGAUGCCUUGAGUAAGAGAAGUAAGGAGGCUGAGGCUGCCUUCCUGAAUGUCUAUAAGAGACUCAUCGAUGUGCCAGAUCCCGUGCCAGUGCUGGAGCUCACACAGCAGCUGCACCUGAAGGUUCAAAGGUCACACGACAUCGACACCGAGAACCAGAAACUCAGACAGACGCUUGACGAGUACAACAAAGAGUUUGCCGAUGUCAAGAACCAGGAGGUGACAGUGAAGGCUCUGAAGGAGAGGGUCCGUGAGUACGAGCAGAACCUGAAGAGCCAAGCAGAGAACCUUGCGCACGAGACCCAACUACAGCUGCACAGUGACUACAGCGAGAAAGAGAGGAAAUUUCAAGAGUCUCAGGAAUCUCUGGCCUCUAAGCUGGAUGAGGCCGACCACAAGACCCAGUCCCUUCAGACAGCUUUAGAAGCCACUCAGGCUGAACUGUUCGACCUCAAGACCAAAUAUGACGAGGAGUGCAUUGCAAAGGGCGAUGAGAUUGAGAUGGUGAUGACGGACUUGGAGAGAGCCAAUCAGAGGGCGGAGGCAGCAGAAAGGGAGGCGGAGUCUCUGAGAGAGCAGCUCACCUCAACCAACACGUCUCUUCAGCUGGUCAGUCAGAGAACACCGGACACGUGUCUAGAGGCUGAACUCUGUUCUAAGGACCGUGAGAUGACCCAGCUGCUUGAGGAUGUCCAGCGCCUGCAGACCAGCUUGACUAAACUGAGGGAGAGUUCAGCCAAUCAGAUCGGUUCCCUUCAGGAGCAGCUCAACAUCAAGACCAACACACUCAAGGAAUUGGAAGGAAAACUUCAGCAGCAGGGUGAUUAUGAAGAAGUGAAGAAAGAGCUCAGUAUCCUGAAAUCCAUGGAGUUUGGACCUACAGACGGCUCUGUGCAGGACUCCUCCAAACCUCUAGAGGUGCUGUUGUUGGAGAAGAACCGCAGUCUGCAGUCUGAGACGGCCUCCCUGCGCAUCGCACACAAUGAGCUCAGCGGGUCAGCUGGAUGGAAAGGGAAAGAGGCGGAGCCCCAGCAGUGCCCGCCCUCCUCAGCCCCGCCCCUCCCCCAGGGCGCCACCCCUUCUCCCCCCUCCUCCUCUCAGCCGCUGCCUCGUACCGGCGUGGGCCCCCCCCUGAGUGCCGGGGCCCCCCACCCGCCUCCUGAAGCUAACGCUAAGGCUAACUGUAGCGCCCCGCUGGAGCUGUUGGGCUCAGCGCUGCCCCCGGUGGUCAGCUCCUUCCUGCAGCGCCAGCAGCUCAUGCAUAGCCUCUACUCCGGGGGGGGGGGCCUGCUCUUCGCCCCCCCGCCCUUCCCCGCCCUGCCCCCCCCCACGGGGGCGCCCCCCAGCCCCGACCUGAACGGCGGUGGCGCCUCCCCCUCCCCGUCCCCCUCCCCCGGCGUGGAGCUCCCUGAGGGCUGUGGCGGUGGUGAGGCCGUGGACACGGCGGAGGUGGCGCGCCACAUCAAGGAGCAGCUGAUCAAGCACAACAUCGGGCAGCGGGUGUUCGGCCACUACGUGCUGGGCCUGUCGCAGGGCUCCGUCAGCGAGAUCCUGGCCCGGCCCAAACCCUGGAGCAAGCUCACGGUGCGCGGCAGGGAGCCCUUCCACAAGAUGAAGCACUUCCUGUCCGACCAGCAGAACGUCCUGGCGCUCCGCAGCAUCCAGGGACGACAGAGAGGGAACAUCACCACUCGGAUCAGAGGUCCAGAGGGCGGUUCUGAUGAGGCCAUCCGGUCCAUCCUGGAGCAGGCCAAGAGGGAACUGCAGGUCCAGAAAGCAGACCCCCAUGCUUCUAACAGUGGGAGCAGUGUGGGCGUGGCGGGGGGCGGGGCCUGUGGUGGGAGUGACGAGGCGAUCCGUCUGAUCCUGGAGGAGGCGCGGCGAGAGAUGGAGGCGCAGCGGGUAGCCAUGGAGACGCAGCUCAAGGCCUCUUCCUCCUCCUCCUCCUCCUCCUCCAUGGAGACGCAGCUCAAGGCCUCUUCCUCCUCCAUGGAGACGCAGCUCAAGGCCUCCUCCUCCUCCUCCUCCUCCUCUUCGUCUCUUCUGGGGGCCCCCGCCCUCCCGCUGUCACUCAAGAAGACCCUCCCUCUCUCCGGCUCCGCCCCUUCCUCUCCCGCCCAAUCACAGCUGCUUGACGUCCACAUGAAGAAGGAGAAAGGCGGAUCCCCACUGCCUGAGAACACCGCAGGGCCACCAGAGGCUCACUGGAGCAGUGCACCCUACAGACCGGAGGACCACAACACAGAGGUGCUGGGCAGUGUAAAGUCUCAGAGUAAGGCAGGUCAGGCAGGUCCACUUGUCCGCAUGCAGCUUUGGCUCAACGGAGAUCUGGGACAACACACACAAGACGGGACUCCUAAGACGUCGGCCAGCUGCAGCCCCGCCCCUGAGUCUCCCGUGAGCUCAGCCGAGGAGGACUCAAUAUCCCAUCAGGCCUUGGAGGACUCAAUAUCCCAUCAGGCCUUGGAGGACUCAAUAUCCCAUCAGGCCUUGGAGUCGGUGAGGAGCCCGGGGGACUCGCUAUCCCAUCAGGCCUUGGGCUCCGACGCCCCCUCAGAGAGCUCCCAGCCCAGCACGCCCCUGCCCCUCCCCCUCCCCCUGUCCUGCGCCCAAUCAGGGCUCAGCAUCCAGGAGAUGGUUGCCAUGGCAACAGAGCUGGACACCUACAGCAUCACCAAGAAGGUCAAGGAGGUUCUCACUGACAACAACCUCGGCCAGCGCCUGUUUGGCGAGAGCAUCCUGGGCCUGACGCAGGGCUCGGUGUCGGACCUGCUGGCGAGACCCAAGCCGUGGCACAAGCUGAGUCUGAAGGGGCGCGAGCCGUUCGUCCGCAUGCAGCUGUGGCUCACCGACCCCCGCAACGUGGAGAAGCUCAUGGACAUGAAGCGCAUGGAGAAGAAAGCCUACAUGAAGAGGCGACACAGUUCGGUGUGUGAGGGUCAGAUGCUGGACGGUGGCCCAGGAGGCUCAGACAGUCAGGCGGGCUCCCCCCACCCCCACCCCCACGCCCACGCCCCCCUCCAGGGGCCGUCUCACCUGAAGAAGGUGCGUGUGGUGCUGGCCCCCGAGGAGAAGGAGGCGCUCAAGAGGGCCUACCAGGACCGGCCGUACCCCUCCCCCAAGACCAUCGAGGGGCUGGCCAGCCAGCUGGGCCUCAAGACCAGCACCGUCAUCAACUGGUUCCACAACUACAGAUCCAGGAUCAGGCGGGAGCUGUUCAUUGAGGAGAUCCAGGCGGCAGAGAGCCAGAAGGCCAGUGAGGGCGACAGCUGUGACGGAACCCAAUCUGACGGAACCACAGAGAACCGGCCUGCCAGAACUCCCCCGGACAGACAGGCCCCCCUGUGGGGCGAGGAGGAGGCGUCCGCACACACACACACACACACACACACUCCCCACACACAGACACACACACACUCGCCUGCCACCCUGGCCUGUGCGGACGCUCCGGCGGGUGAUGUGGGCGUGGCUCAGGGUGGCGGGCGGAGCUCGGGUCUCUUCAGCUUGUCUGAAGCCACGUCUCCCGUCGCCGCACGGUUGCCUAGAGACAGCAGUCUGCGCAAGAAGAAAGCGGCCAACCUCAACAACAUAAUCCACCGGCUGGAGAAGGCCGCCAGCAAAGAGGACAGCCAGGAGCAAGACUGGGAGUUUUAACACACACACACACACACACACGUGCGUUAUUUCCAAAGCCCUGAGCCCUGCUCUGGCGGGAGUGGGAAGCCAAAGCUGAGAAGAGUGUGUGUGGAAGAGAAGAUUAGAAAUGUGUGUGAUAAAGAGGAGUCACACUGAUUUAGAGCACUUAACCGUCCUGCAAGACACACACACACACACACACACACACACACACACAGACACACACACACACACACACACACACACCCUUCAGCCUUUAGGUCAUCUGGAAGCUCAGCCCCUGGAGUUUGCCUGUGAGGUUGUGUGUGCGUGCGUGUGGCGUGUGUGUGUGUAAGUGUGU
Clupea harengus (Atlantic herring) is the source of this 4298-nucleotide messenger RNA. It is a transcript of the gene cux1b, whose product is annotated as cut like homeobox 1b. The record is from RefSeq and is a predicted model, not a curated record. Gene Ontology annotation, cellular component: Golgi membrane; nucleus. Lineage: Eukaryota; Metazoa; Chordata; Actinopteri; Clupeiformes; Clupeidae. Gene Ontology annotation, molecular function: RNA polymerase II transcription regulatory region sequence-specific DNA binding; DNA-binding transcription factor activity, RNA polymerase II-specific. Gene Ontology annotation, biological process: regulation of transcription by RNA polymerase II; intra-Golgi vesicle-mediated transport.